Oreochromis niloticus (Nile tilapia) is the source of this 906-nucleotide messenger RNA. Its product is annotated as olfactory receptor 10A6-like. Gene Ontology annotation, cellular component: membrane. NCBI's taxonomy places the organism in Eukaryota, Metazoa, Chordata, Actinopteri, Cichliformes, Cichlidae. Gene Ontology annotation, biological process: G protein-coupled receptor signaling pathway; detection of chemical stimulus involved in sensory perception of smell. The coding region runs from base 1 to 906 and encodes 301 amino acids. Gene Ontology annotation, molecular function: odorant binding; olfactory receptor activity. The transcript is spliced from 2 exons. The record is from RefSeq and is a predicted model, not a curated record.
AUGAGGACUAAAUCAAACUCUACACAGGUUUUAUAUUUCACCCUCACUGCGUACUUUGACACCGGCCUUUUCAAAUACUUAUAUUUCAUUAGUGUCAUGUCUCUGUAUAUGUUUACAGUUGAUUCCAACGUCCUGCUGAUUGUGGUUAUCUGUGUGAACAGAAGCUUACAUGAACCUAUGUACAUGUUUCUGUGCAGCCUGUUUGUGAAUGAGCUGUAUGGUAGUACAGGGCUGUUUCCGUUCCUCCUGCUUCAGAUCCUCUCUGAUGUUCACACUGUUUCUGCUCCUCUGUGCUUCCUGCAGGUUUAUUGUUUGUGUGUCUAUGGAAGUGUAGAAUUCUUCAUUUUAGGAGUCAUGUCUUAUCUUGCAAUAUGUUAUCCUCUACAAUAUAACACACGAAUGACAUGCUGUAAGGUUGUGGUCAUUACUGCCUUCAUGUGGUUUUACAGCACACUUACUACUGCUGUUGUGAUUUGUCUGAGUGCUUCUCUGCAGCUGUGUGGGAAUAUUAUUCACCGGGUGUACUGUCACAAUUCUAUAUUGAAUCUGAUCUGUUCUGACACUCCAGUCAACAAUGUCCUUGGAUAUCUGUUUAGCCUGUUCCUGGGUCUCAUGCUCUUAAUCAUUUACUCUUACAUGAGGAUCCUUAAAGUCUGUUUUUCUGGGUCCAAACAGACCCGACAGAAAGCCGUCAGCACCUGCGCGCCUCACCUCGCUUCUCUCAUCAACUUCUCUUUUGGUUAUUUCUUUGAUGUACUUCAGAGCUGGUUCGAUAUGAGUCGUGUGCCUAAUAUUUUUUGCAUUUUCUUAUCGUUGUACUAUAUUACAUGCCAGCCGCUUUUCAACCCGUUAAUAUACAGUCUGAAAGUGUCCAAAAUAUGCAGUUUAUGCAAGUCUUACUUAUAA